This is a messenger RNA of Trichechus manatus latirostris (Florida manatee), 1115 nucleotides long. RefSeq names its product NADH:ubiquinone oxidoreductase complex assembly factor 3 (gene NDUFAF3). Gene Ontology annotation, cellular component: mitochondrial inner membrane. Lineage: Eukaryota; Metazoa; Chordata; Mammalia; Sirenia; Trichechidae. The coding region runs from base 106 to 756 and encodes 216 amino acids. The record is from RefSeq and is a predicted model, not a curated record. The transcript has 4 exons. Gene Ontology annotation, biological process: mitochondrial respiratory chain complex I assembly.
CUGCGCUGUGCCUUCCAGGCCGCAGGGGGCGCUGUAUCCGCGUUGGGCUGGGCUCCGUCACAACCUCGCCAACACUACGCCGGCCUGGCUACGCGCUGAUUCGUCAUGGCUGCCGCCUUUGCCCUUCGGAGCUUGUACCGGGCGCGUCCUGCGCUGCGCUGCCCUCCCGCCGAGCUGCUCUGGGCCCCACGGCGUGGGUAUCGGCUCACGCCAGCGGACGACGAGCUGUACCAGCGGACGCGCAUCUCACUGCUGCAACGCGAGUCACCGCACGCCAUGUACAUCGACAGCUACAACAGCUGCGGCUUCACAGUUAACGGAGACCGCGUGUUCGGGCCCUGCGCGCUGCUCCCACACUCCGUGGUGCAAUGGAACGUGGGAUCCCACCGGGACAUCACUGAAGAGAGCCUCUCCCUCUUCUGGAUGCUGGAGCCCCGGAUAGAGAUUGUUGUGGUGGGCACAGGAGACCGGAUGGAACGGCUGCAGCCCGAGGUGCUUCGAGCUAUGAGACAACGGGGCAUUGCUGUGGAAGUGCAGGACACGGUGAGGUCCAGGACUUGGGAAAGCUGCCAGGAGCCAAGGCCUCGCCAAAGCCAGGCUGACACCUGCCUUCUCUUGCAGCCUAAUGCCUGUGCCACCUUCAACUUCCUGUGUCAUGAAGGCCGUGUGACAGGAGCUGCUCUCAUCCCACCACCUGGAGAGACUGCACUCACACCAUCUCUGGCCCAGGCUGCAGAAUGCACCGCCAGGAACUGACCUGGUGACCAGGAGGGCCCUAGCCUUUUCUGUGGGGUGCAAGAGCUCCCAACACUUUCACACUUGUUUGCCAGACUGUUAAUAAUUUAAUCAUCUCUCAUGUUUUGUAGCAGGCGUGUUGCUACUGGCUCAGUGGCUCUCAGUAGGGCGUGACAGAGCCAAGUGGUCACUUUUUUCAUCUAGAUUCCUUGGGACUCCUGGCCCUCCAGAGGCAGGGAGGCAAUAUGUGCACCUAUUCCAAACCCAGGUUGCCUAUUUGUUCACAAGCAGAUUAGAGGGGACCUCAGUGCUUUCUUUCCCCACAAGGUCCUUUAGAGAUUCAAAUUAGGUAACAUGUACAUGGGUCUUGGAUCUGGUCA